Molecule: messenger RNA, 1881 nt
Organism: Maudiozyma barnettii
Lineage: Eukaryota; Fungi; Ascomycota; Saccharomycetes; Saccharomycetales; Saccharomycetaceae
Gene: PCF11
Product: Pcf11p
Exons: 1
Coding region: 1-1881 (626 amino acids)
Biological process (GO): termination of RNA polymerase II transcription
Cellular component (GO): mRNA cleavage factor complex; cytoplasm
Molecular function (GO): mRNA binding; RNA polymerase II complex binding
Source: RefSeq, a predicted model, not a curated record
AUGGAUUCAGAAACUGAAAGGCUAGUAAAGGAUUUUACAGGUGUUCUUGAAGAACUGACAUUUAAUUCAAAACCAAUUAUCACAACUCUAACGAAGUUGGCAGAAGAAAAUAUAUCAUGUGCCCAAUAUUUUGUGGAUGCCUUAGAGGCUAGAAUAAAUAAAUGUGUUCCAAUGCAGAAGUUAUAUGCAUUUUAUGCAUUGGAUUCUAUUUGCAAAAAUGCUGGUAGUCCCUACACGAUUUAUUUUAGUAGAAAUUUAUUUGCAUUAUAUAAGAAGACUUAUCUUUUAGUUGAUAAUACUACUAGAAGUAAACUUAUAUCAUUAUUCAAGACAUGGAUGACCCCAAGUGAAGCUACAGGAAGUCCAUUGUUUGAAACUUCUUCAUUGGGGAAAAUUGAGAAAUUCCUAAUCAAAGCAAGUGCAUUACAUCAAAAGAAUUAUCAAUCCAUGUUACCAACUCCAACUGUACCAUUAUUAUUGGCGGAUAUUGAUAAAUUGACUAUUUUGACAAAGCAAAGGCUUGUUAAAGCACCAACCGACCAAAAAUUGAAUAUAAAGUUACAAGUCUUGGGACAAUUAAAACAAGAAUUACAAAAGGGUAAAUUAUCACAAGCAGCAUUGAAACAAGUACAACUACAAUUAAAAGAAGUAUUUUCACAGGAUCAACAACUAAUACAACAACAAUAUGAAUACGAACAAAAAAAUCAACAGAGGCAACAAUUUCAACAACAGCAACAACAACAGCAACAACAACCAAAUAAAUUUGUUGGUUCAGAUGUUCCUGGGACUAUUGAUAGUCAAAAAUCUAGUUCGUCUACACCUAUCCCAUUAUUCGAUAAUAUGACAAGUUUAAGUUCGAAUGUUUCCUCUCUCUUUGGAAAUACGGGAGGAGUAUUAUCGACCCAAAAACUAGACUUAUUGGAAAAGACUAAUAAAGAUUCAAAGGUUCAAAAUUUGUAUCAUUCUUUGGACAAUUUGGGCCUAUUAUAUAAACCUCAGAAUGAGUCGAUUGUAACAAUCUAUAAUAAGAUUAAACCAAAGGAUUUAGAUGCUUCAGCUAAGGAUUCUGAAAUCCAAUUGCCACAAAUCGAUAUGUUGCAAAACAUUUUAUUGGAUUGCAAAGCAUAUUUUGCCAACAUUAACGUUAAUAUAUCAAAUAUGCAAUCAUUGUCAUUUAGCCAAGAAAAUUUGACAAACCCCAAUAGCAUCGUUCAAAAUAAUUUAAUUCAUUUGCUAUAUCGUGCUAAAUCAAAUAAGUGUAAUACAUGUGGUAAGCGAUUUGGAAAUUCAAACGAUGAGAAAAGAUUGCUAAGUGAGCAUCUAGAUUGGCACUUCAGAAUUAACAAAAGAAUUAAAGGUUCAUCUCAAGUUAUCACAAAUAGUAAUAACCCAGGAACUACCGCAAUGCAAAAGAAUAUCCAAUCAAGGAACUGGUAUUUGCAAGAUUCCCAGUGGAUUAACUUUAAUGAUGAUGAUAUUACUUCGACUAAAAAUAUUAUUAACGAUAACGUUGGACGUAAUAGGAAUAGAAGAGAUAAUAAAUGGAAAAAUGGGGGUGAUACUUCGACUAAAUAUAAUAAUAAUCUAUCAUCAUCUGGAGGCAAUGGAACUCUUGAUGAUGGUACGUUGGAUGAGGAAAUGUUACGUAUGGCUAAAGUACCUGUUCCAGAAACAAACGUUGAUAUGACAUUUACGUGUCCUAUCUGUAAGGACACUAUUAAUGCUGUGUAUGACGAAGAUUCAGGUGAGUGGGUAUGGAAGAAUGCGGUUGACAUUAGUGGUAAAUAUUUCCAUGCCAUUUGUUAUUAUGAUUCUAUUAAAAAUAACACAGGUGACGACCAUUCUUCAGCACUCCGGAAUUUGAGAAAACUUAUAAAAUAA